AGACUUUAUGGGUCAAACUGAAAUCAAAACCUCAUCAUCCUCAACACUCACCCAACCCAACAUCACACCUUGAACACCGAAACAUAACAACAACAACAUUCACUCACUCUAUCACUCCCUCGGAACUAAAAUCUCGCCUUUCUUACUAAUCCUUAUUGCCCAAGACAACAUAAUCAAUGUCCCCAAACUGUAACCGCUACAACAGCUCUAAGAUUUCCACCUAAAUCAUAGCCUCAUCUUUCUUUCUCCCUUAAUUCUAAACUCUUAGGUAAAGUGGCUUAAUUACUCAAUCAUAUCGUAUAAAACAUUUCAGAGACGACUUUUUUUGCAUUGUUGUUCAAUUGGGUCGUGGAAUCUCUUUUCAGAAAACUCUUUUUCGCCCAAAUGGAUGAUCUUUCGUCCAGCCUUCUAUGCCAAGAAAACGAUACGUGUUUGGAAGAAGGAGGUGAUGAAUUAGAAAACCAAUUGAUUGGAUCACGGCAUGAUUGUGGGGUUUCGGAGGAUGAGUAUGUGGGGAUUCUGGUUGAGAGAGAGAUCGUUCUUGGGUUCAGAAGGGACGAAAGUUUGGUGUUUGGGGACUGGGUGAAGCGUGCACGCUUGGAAGCAAUCAAUUGGGUUCUCCAAAGUGAAAAGUGGUGGGCAAUUCGAUUGCUUUCAAUUGCAUGUCUCUCUUUGGCUGCAAAGAUGGAGGAGUGCAAUGUGCCAGAGCUAUCAGAGUUCAAAUUGGAUGACUAUUCCUUUGAGGGAAAAGUGAUUCAGAAAAUGGAGCUCUUGGUGCUCAGCACAUUGGAGUGGAAAAUGGGUAUCAUCACUCCCUUUGAUUUUCUUUCCUAUUUCAUCACAAAGUUCUGCAAAGAAUCUCCACCAAGUCCUACUUUUUCCAAGACCAUGCAACUCAUCUUUACAACUAUGAAAGAGGUCAAUUUAAUGGAUCAAAAACCAUCGGUUAUUGCAGCGGCUGCUACAUUAGUGGCAAUGGAUCAAAAACUGACGAUGGAGGAGGUGGAGUUGAAGAUGAGUUCAAUUCCUCAACACAGGCUUCUAGAACCUAAAGAUGUAUUCGAGUACUACAAUCUAAUUCAAAGAUUACAAGAGGAGGAGAACAAAAGGGACACGCACACGCCAAUUGACGUGGCUGACAGCUCUAGAGUUACUUCUUCCGCAGCAAUGGCAAAGAGAAGAAGACUCACAUUCAGUGAUGAAGGAAGUAGUCAUGGGAAGGGACAGGGAUAGAAAAAUCCAAUUUUUUUUUUUAAUAUUUUUUAUGGUCUAAUUAUUUAAUGUGAAGAUUAUGUUUUGGCAUUCUUGAUUAGUUAUAGCAUUAAUCUCACCGAGAGAUAGAGGGGGGUGAAAGUUAAACCCACAUGUGAAAGGUAUUGAUUGUUGGUGCAUGAAAAGUUGUUCAGUAUUGAUUUGGUGUCUUCCUGAGAAACCAGCAAGGCAAAGAGGAAAAAGGAGGAAGCAAGAAUAAAAAUUCAGGGUUUUGGGAUACAUAUUUUAGUUGAAGUGUUCAAAUCAAAUCACCACCAGGUAAACAAAAAAAGCCAGAUGCUGAUCUAGAAAGCUGCAGAAUCAGAAACAGCCAGUUAGGACUUAGGUCAUUGUUUGUCCUCUUUUACCCUUAUAAUUUAUUGUGAUUUUUCUCCAUUA
Messenger RNA from Vigna unguiculata (cowpea), 1650 nucleotides. RefSeq names its product cyclin-D5-1. The record is from RefSeq and is a predicted model, not a curated record. NCBI's taxonomy places the organism in Eukaryota, Viridiplantae, Streptophyta, Magnoliopsida, Fabales, Fabaceae.